Rhea pennata is the source of this 780-nucleotide messenger RNA. RefSeq names its product heat shock protein beta-11-like. Gene Ontology annotation, cellular component: cytoplasm; nucleus. The record is from RefSeq and is a predicted model, not a curated record. The transcript has a single exon. The coding region runs from base 74 to 661 and encodes 195 amino acids. Gene Ontology annotation, biological process: protein refolding; response to heat. Lineage: Eukaryota; Metazoa; Chordata; Aves; Rheiformes; Rheidae.
CGGCCGCUCGCCGGCGGCCGCCCAGCACCGCUCCCGGCCCCGCGCCGAGCCCCGCGCCGCCCCAGCAGCAGAGAUGCUGUGCCGCCUGCACUUCAUGCCGCCCGCCCCCGGCACGCUCUUCCCGUGGCUGGGCCCCGUGCGCACCCUGUGGCCGCAGCCCGGCGCCCUCUUCGCCGAGCUGGAGCGGGAGCUGCGGCAGGAGAUGGAGCGGGCUCGGGAGUUCAUGAGCAGCUUCGAGCAGCUCCUCGGCAGCGGCAGCGCCGGGCGCCUCAGCAUCGCCGCGGACCGCGCCCCGGCCCCCAGCGCGGCCCCGGCCCCGGCCGCCGGCGACGGCUUCUCCGUGUGCCAGGACGUCAAGGACUUCGCGCCCGAGCAGCUGUCGGUGAAGGUGGUGGGCAGGAAGGUGGUGCUGGUGGGGCAGAAGGAGACGCAGAGCGCGGACGAGAAGGGCUCCUUCUCCUACAAGUACGAGGUGCUGAAGCGGGAGUGGGACGUGCCCCAGGACGUGGACGCCGAGGCGCUGAGCUGCUCCCUGUCCGGGGGGCAGCUGCGCAUCGAGGCGCCGCGGCGGGCGCUGCCGGCCGCCCCCGAGCGGAACGUGCCCAUCCAGCUGGGGCCGGCGGCGGCCGACGAGGAGGCGGCCGAGCGCGCCAAGGCCUGAGCGGGCGCCGCGCCGCGCCGCACCGCGCCGCGCGGGCCGGGCUGCGCCUGGCCGCCGCCGCCGCGCCUGGAGCUUCGUUUUGAUACGGGACGAACCAAUAAACCUUUCCCCGACUUGGA